This is a messenger RNA of Syngnathus acus (greater pipefish), 2216 nucleotides long. It is a transcript of the gene lmo4la, whose product is annotated as LIM domain only 4a. The record is from RefSeq and is a predicted model, not a curated record. Bases 412 to 912 code for a protein of 166 amino acids. The transcript has 6 exons. NCBI's taxonomy places the organism in Eukaryota, Metazoa, Chordata, Actinopteri, Syngnathiformes, Syngnathidae.
GAUGACGUAUUUAUCAAGGCAAGCACGCGCCAGACGGCAGCUUGCUUCGCCGCCAAACUGUGGUUGUAAACGGACCAAAAGAAAGUGAAAGUGGAAGACUUGUCCCCAGAGCUUUUUGUUGCCUAUCACAAGGGUGCUGUUGCUCUUUUCUUGAAUGGCUCUCGUCGCGAGUGGACUGAAAACCUUCGGCAUUUCGCGGAUUUCAAGUUAGACGUCAGAAAGCUGUGACCAUUUGAUCAUUUUCUCCAAGGUCCAGUGGUUGACAAUUGCCAUGGUGCGUUUGUGGACUGGGAAAUCCCAGGAUGUAGUUUGACCGGAGAACCUGGAUUGUGCAUUUUUCACCAACAUAAAGUACACAAUGAAGAAGUGAUACCUUCACUGUGAUAACCACUCAGGUGCUGCCAGAACAUUAUGAUGGUGAACAGCAGGGUGGAGGGGCCCACUGUGGCCGUAGUGGGAGGGACAGCAGGUCGGUCGUGCGCAGGAUGUGGAGGUCGAAUAGUAGACCGCUUCCUCCUCUUCUCAAUGGAGCAGUACUGGCACACGCGCUGUCUCAAGUGCUCCUGCUGCCACGCUCAGCUGGGCGAGUACAGCAGCACCUGCUACAGCAAAGGAGGGAUGAUCCUCUGCAAGAACGACUACAUCAGACUUUUUGGACACAGCGGCGCUUGCAGUGCAUGUGGACAGGCUAUCCCUGCUAGCGAAAUGGUGAUGCGGGCACAAGGAAACGUUUACCACCUGAAGUGUUUCAUUUGUGCAACCUGUCGGAACCGCCUUGUCCCUGGUGAUCGCUUUCACUACAUCAACGGAACGAUCUUCUGUGAACAUGAUCGGCCGGGAGGUGGACUAGUCAGUGGACACCCAACUCAAAUGCAUGCCAAUGGCAUGAUGUCCGACCAGAAGGUAUGCUGAGAAACUAGAUGGAAAAACUUGAGUGGCUUCUACCUUCAACUCUUCUAUCGGCUUCCUUGUUCGCCUUCCUCCUCUUGUAAACCAGCUUGUCACUCUUUUCAUGAUGAGAGAAGGCUGAAUUGUUGCUUCAUUUGAGGGAGGAUGGUUGAACCACUCGACUACUGUCUCUAAUGAACUGUAGCAACAAUAGUGUUGUGAGGAUUAGCCAUGGCUGAAAGGAAGAGAAAAUACGUUGACAUUUCAUAGCAGUGACUUCAGCAAAAACCACGAUGCUCUUUGCCCACCCGUCCAAAAAGUGGAUAUUGAAUCUGGAGGUAUCACUGAACUCAACUCAUACAGAAUGCACAACAUUCGUGAGUUUUAUGGCAUUUUUUGUGUUUGUCUGUUAAACAGUAAAAAUCCACAACUCUGUGUUUUCUGUGUUGUUCCAGUAUUCAUCUUAAUUAAAGGGGAAAGUGGUGGCUUUUUUUAAUCGUGUUCAUACUACACACAGAAUUAGCUUCAAAGCUUUUUGUAUCUUAUUUUUGUAUAUUAUAUAUUGUAUGUACUGUAUGUAUACUCAAUUUAGCUUUUUAUCUGAAACAAAAUGUUGCCUUUUGAAGAAUUGGUAUUGACAUUGUGUUUUUGUGAUCUGAUGGUAUACUUUACAUGUAACUAGUAAUAACCUCUGUGAAUGGCUGGAAGCCAGUCGAGUGUGUACCUCAACUUUGGCCCAAAGUCAGCUGUCAGUCAACUUUUGGAUGAGUUAUCAAAGAAUUUGAUUAUGAAUUGUAAAGCUUGGUGUAUGCUUGGCGUAUGUACGUUCCGCGUGGAAAUGAGUUCGUCCAGCACCACUUUGGCACCCUAUCAUACUCUGCACGGCUUGUCACGGCGUGUAGUCGAUAUUCUCCCAUACAAUAGGAGGCAGUGAAGAUCGUCUACAUCACAUGAACAAUACUUCACCACAGUAAAAGUAAAAAAUUAUGUAAUUUUUUUAUUCAAUAAACUGUCAUUAACAGCAUUUAGGGAUGAACAGUCUCCAUAUUUUAACGUAAAUAAAUGAAACUAAAGAAUUGGGCAGUAGAACAUCGGUGUUUAAAACAGCUCUUUGUUGUCCGCCAUCCUUUCAGCGCAGGAGCUUCCGCGGGGUUUAGAAAUCUCGGCAUGAAGCAUCAAGCAUAUACCAAGCCAUUUAAUUGUGCAACAGCUGAUGAAUCCAAUACGCAACAUGAUCCACCUGGAAAGCUAAUAGCACUUCUCUUGACAUCGUAGCACCACAACACAUUGUCCAUUUGUAUAAUAAAAGAACUUUUUUUCCACUUUCA